GGCGGCCGCGGACGAGGCGGCGGCUGCGGCCAUGGUGGAGGAGGGAGGUGGCGGCGGCGCCAUGAGUUUCCUCAAGCGGUUCCCGCCUCCCGCCGAGGGCGUUCGCCACCGGCAGCCCGACACGGAGGCGGUGCUGGCGGGGCGCACCCUGGGCGCCGGCACCCUCUACAUCGCCGAGAGUCGCCUGUCUUGGCUGGAAAACUCCGGAGUUGGCUUCACCUUGGAUUAUCCCACCAUAAGUUUACAUGCCGUCUCCAGAGACCUGAGCGCCUACCCGUGUGAGCACUUGUACGUCAUGGUGAAUGCCAAAUUCGAAGAAGAGGGGACAAAAGAGGCUCCCAUGGCUGAAGGAGAGGAGGAGGAAGACAGUGAUGACGACGUUGAACCCAUUGCGGAAUUCAGAUUUGUACCUAGUGACAAAUCAGCCUUGGAAGCCAUGUUCUCAGCGAUGUGUGAAUGCCAAGCUCUGCACCCAGACCCAGACGAUGAAGAUUCAGACAACGAUUAUGAAGGGGAGGAGUACGAUGUCGAGGCCCGCGAGCUAGAACAAGGUGACAUCCCCAGCUUUUACACUUACGAAGAAGGAUUGUCGCAUUUAACUGCAGAAGGUCAGGCCACCCUGGAGAGGUUAGAAGGCAUGUUAGCCCAGUCCGUCAGCAGUCAGUACAACAUGGCUGGAGUGAGAACAGAAGACUCGAUAAGGGAGUUUGAAGAUGGGAUGGAGGUGGACAUAGCACCAAUAGUUGCGGGGCAGUUUGAAGACGCAGAAGUGGAUCACUGAGGAGGACGUACGCUGCUAUCCCUCUUGUGGCACUUCCAGAAUAAGCUGUAAAACUGAAGGCAUUGCAGUGACUAUCGGGAGUUAACCUUUCUUUUAAUGAUCUUAAGCUUAGACAUCUAGGUCUAUAAAUGCUUUUAUAGAUGUUUAAAACAGGGUUUGACAUUUCUGACCACUAUGGGGUUAUUUAAAAAAAAAAAAACCAACAAAAAAACCCACAAAAAAACCCAAAACCCACAACAAAAAACAAUAAAACCUCUUGCAUCUAACACCUGAAUGGGGCUAAUCAGGGGUCAUUUCAAAGAAGCCUUUGUAGGAAUUCUGGGACUUCAGAAAUGAAGCUGUAAUUAGGAGAGAAUUUUAGAUUGCCCUAGGGUUUUCCGUAUUUUUGUACCUGUUCAUUGCAUCGGUGGAGUAGAACGGAAAUAGAAAUGUUACAAAGUUUGACCAAAAGGAAAUAGGGUUGGCCAAGGAUUAAAAGCAAAGCUAAAUUUAAUGCCCCUUGAGUAACUGGCUUUAUCGUGUCAGCGCUGUCCCUUUCGUUUCUCCGAGAGCAGAGUUUGGGUGGUAGAGGAGAUGGAAUCCAGUCUGCGGAGUCCGGAAAAAGAGAACUGUUUUGUGUCUUUGUAUGAAAUGUUUAACAACGUUGUUAAAUAAACUAAGAUUUUUUUGUAUCUCACAACCAA
This is a messenger RNA of Chroicocephalus ridibundus (black-headed gull), 1464 nucleotides long. It is a transcript of the gene CLNS1A, whose product is annotated as chloride nucleotide-sensitive channel 1A. Gene Ontology annotation, biological process: chloride transport; spliceosomal snRNP assembly; cell volume homeostasis. Lineage: Eukaryota; Metazoa; Chordata; Aves; Charadriiformes; Laridae. The transcript has 7 exons. Gene Ontology annotation, cellular component: plasma membrane; methylosome; pICln-Sm protein complex. The record is from RefSeq and is a predicted model, not a curated record. Bases 32 to 781 code for a protein of 249 amino acids.